AGCUACAGUAUUAUAAAAAGAGAGAAAGUGCGAGAAAGACAGACCGAGAGAAAGAGAGAGGAGAGAGACCCCACUUUCCUCUUACUUCCUGUUCUUCUCAUAAUCUUCUCAUGGGCCUCAAGUGAAGGGCUUUACAGCAGCAGGGGGUGUACAUGCACACAGACGCACGCAUGCAAGCAAACACACACGCGCAAACAGUUAUUUACAGUCAGACACACACACAGUUAUCCACUAACACAUUUACGGAUAAUAUUGUAUACCUAACUGAAUUACUGAAGUCAGAUAUCCGACUCGGAAACCACUGAGAAUACCCUCAUUCUCUCUCAGCGAGUCAACUUUUACUCUUCUACUAACAGAACCAUCUUACCUUCCUUUAUAAACCACCAAGGACUUUGUGGUUGAUGUCUUCACAGAUAUAUCCAAAUCCUAUUACCCAAGAUCCAAGCCGGUAUUCUACUGGUAAUGCGGAGGAACACGUUAACGUCGGACAUGUGCUGUAGGAAAGGCUCCCGCAAUGCCUUACAGGAACUCUACAGCCCCACACAGUUGGAGUUCUCCAGUUCGGCCAUCCUCCACCAAGUAAGAAGAGACCAGGUAGCCGAGUCUUGUCGGGCCCACAGUGCCUCUAGCCGCAAGCGCCGGGUCCUGACCCCAGGUGACCUCAAACACCUGGUGGUGGACGAGGAGCAUGAGCUUAUCUACUGCUACGUGCCCAAGGUGGCCUGCACCAACUGGAAACGUGUGAUGAUGGUUCUCACUGGGCGUGGAAAAUACAGUGACCCCAUGGAGAUCCCGUCCAAUGAGGCUCACGUCCCGUCCAACCUGAAAUAUCUGAACCAGUACAGCAUUGCAGAAAUCAACCACCGCCUCAAGAGCUACCUCAAGUUCCUGUUUGUCCGUGAGCCCUUUGAGAGGCUAGUCUCCGCCUACCGCAACAAGUUCACCCUCAAGUACAACUCCUCUUUCCACCGCCGCUUCGGGACCAAGAUCGUCCGCCGCUACCGCAAGAACGCUACGCAGGAAGCUCUGCUCAACGGCGCCGACGUCAAGUUCCAGGAGUUUGCAGAGUACCUUGUGGACCCGGCCACGCAGCGCGAUGGACCACUCAACGAGCACUGGCAAACGGUUUACCAGCUGUGCCACCCUUGCCACAUCCACUACGACCUGGUGGGCAAGUACGAGACCCUGGAGGAGGACGCCAACUACGUGCUUCGGCUGACUGGUGUGGGCGAGUCGCUGCGCUUCCCGACCUACGCCAAGUCCACGCGCACCACCGACACCAUGACGGCCCAGUUCUUCAAUAAUAUCAGCUCUCAGCAGCAGGCCCAGGUUUACCAGUUGUACAAACUGGAUUUCCUCAUGUUCAACUACUCCAUGCCCAGCUACCUGCGGCUGGAUUAAUGACUGGCAGAACAGGACAUAACACUGGGCAAGGUCCAUCUUUGUGAAAUUGGAGAAGCAAAAAAAAAAAAAAAAACAUCUGACAGAGGAAAAUGUGAUAUUUUCUGCAAAUGCAAAACUGUCGUCGCUGUUUCUGUCAGGGGGUGGGGGGGUUGACAGGAAGGUCUGGAAGAGAAUGUGUGGGAGAGGUUGGGAAAACGGUGCUGAUCUGAUUUGAUGUGAACGAUUCAGAGCAUUGUUCUGAAGGAUAAAGCUGGAGCUGAUUCUGUAGCGUCAGAAUUCAGGGUUAGGUUGGGGCGGAUGUCUGAGAUUUUCUAUGAAGGGAUGUAAAUGAGGUGGGACUCUUGGAGAAGAAAAAAAAUAUGGGCUGCUUUGGAUUCUGAACAGCUACCGGCUGCCACAUAUGCACGUGUCCUGACCCCAAAGCAUCAUGGGAGCUGAGCUUAUUUUAUAACGGUCAAUAAUGAGAGUCCGUCGAAUUGUAAAACCCGUCCAUGCCUGUCAUUGUGCUGUAUCCUUGGUGUGUUUGAUAACACCAAUCAACCAUGUUUUUAUUAGAAAUCAUAUUUGAAAACUAAGCUCCAACUCAAGCCCGCUGCCUGAUUGCUGGCCUUUGACCUUGCCCUAAAGACGUCUUUACAGCCAUUGGCCCACCAUCAGGCUUAAGCAGUGGAGUUAAAAUUGUCAGCCAACUGCUCUAAAGGAGUCGCUAUGGUGUCAUGAUUUCCAUCAUGGAUGAAAGAAUUCCACACCAAGCAACUUACUGCUAACAUUAAUAUAUCCUUAAUACUGAGGUUUGUCCAGUAAGGCCUCAGACUCCCACAGCUGUGUGGGAAACUGGGUCAUUUUUGACUGACUAAGCACCCCCUAAGACUUUGAGCCGCAGGAAUUGAUCAGAAGGAUACAGGAAGUGUGCUUAUGAAUGGAUGUGAUUGACAGGUGCCUCCCACUGACAUAGAAAGGAACCCGAGAAAUGUUGGCCUGCGUGGCUGUGAAGGUGUUAUAGGGACAGGAUCUCAUAACCCGCCCACACCAUGCCCUUAAACCUGGGAGGGACCUAGUGGACACACCUCUCAUAACCCGCCCACACCAUGCCCUUAAACCUGGGAGGGACCUAGUGGACACACCUCUCAUAACCCGCCCACACCAUGUCCUUAAACCUGGGAGGGACCUAGUGGACACACCUCUCAUUGUGCCCACACCACACCCUUAAACUAGGGAGGGACCCAGUGGACACACCCACAGGCCACACUGAUCCCCCGCUUCCAUGACCAAACAUGUAUUUUAGUAAAUUAAGAAUGAUUUCUUUUUUAUCUUAUCACUUGUUAUUGUCUUAUGAAAAUAUUGCUGCGAGCAGCAAUAAUAAAAUAUUAUUUAAAUUUA
Messenger RNA from Esox lucius (northern pike), 2784 nucleotides. It is a transcript of the gene chst11, whose product is annotated as carbohydrate (chondroitin 4) sulfotransferase 11. Gene Ontology annotation, cellular component: membrane. Gene Ontology annotation, molecular function: sulfotransferase activity. The coding region runs from base 463 to 1401 and encodes 312 amino acids. The transcript is spliced from 4 exons. Lineage: Eukaryota; Metazoa; Chordata; Actinopteri; Esociformes; Esocidae. The record is from RefSeq and is a predicted model, not a curated record. Gene Ontology annotation, biological process: proteoglycan biosynthetic process; carbohydrate biosynthetic process.